Macrosiphum euphorbiae (potato aphid) is the source of this 1677-nucleotide messenger RNA. The record is from the annotation of a GenBank genome assembly. NCBI's taxonomy places the organism in Eukaryota, Metazoa, Arthropoda, Insecta, Hemiptera, Aphididae.
AUGAGAUGUAUUUAUAUCGUAUGGAUACUUUUUUUAAAAUUGGUGUGCUGUGAGUUAGAAGUCAGAAUUGCGGAUGGAAUUCUCAAAGGGCAAGUUCUACAGUCGAGAGAUGGACGGACUUAUUACUCUUAUACCGGUAUACCAUAUGCAAAACCACCAAUUGGAGAAUUAAGGUUUAAGGCACCACAACCAGUCGAACCUUGGAACGGAACAUUAGAUGCCUCCAGAGAAUCGAACAAGAUAUGCAUUCAAAAAUAUGUCGCAGAUAGCCACGAAGAUUGUUUGUACUUAAACGUGUUCGCUCCAAAAGUUGAUAAAAAGUUUUUACCAGUAAUGUUUUGGAUUCACGGUGGUUUUUUUUCCCGUGGCCGUGGUGGGCCUGGCAUACAUGGACCUGAAUAUUUUAUGGACAAAGACGUGCUACUUGUUUCUAUAAAUUAUAGGCUCGGUGUAUUAGGGUUCCUUAGUACCGAGGAUGAUGUGAUACCCGGCAACUAUGGAAUGAAAGAUCAAGUGAUGGCUUUACGUUGGGUACAGAGAAACAUCAUUCAUUUCAACGGUGAUCCUAGUCAAGUGACAAUAUUUGGCGAAAGAGCAGGAGGCGCUAGUACAGGAUUUCAUAUGUUAUCACCGAUUAGUAAAGGUCUUUUUCAUAAAGUUAUACUUCAAAGUGGUAGUCCAGUUUGUAAAUGGGCUGUUUCGCCUAUUGGACUUCCUCGUAAGCGCGCACACGCGGUAGCACUUAUCGCCGGGUGUAAUUUCGAUACUUCCGAGGACAUAUUGCAAUGCUUGAGAAAACUAUCAGCCGACUAUAUCAUCGACCUUCAAAACAGAUUAUAUGCAUGGCUUUCGCAUCCGUGUGUACAGUUUAAUCCUGUCGUCGAAAAUUGUAAUUCUGGUCAAGAAGCAUUUCUCUGCCAUCAUCCUAUAUACGAUUUUAAACAAGAGUCGUUUGUACCUGCUAUUGUUGGUCUGAAUUCAGCUGAAGGUGGUCUGUUUGUGGCUUCUCUGUACAACAGCACUUCUUUGAUAUACACUGAGUUCCAGACGUAUUUCAACCGUAUAUUGUCAAUUAUGCUAUUUUACAACCAGUACACACGACCGGAAGAUUUAGACGAAAUCGGAGAAAGAGUGUUGAAAGAAUAUUUUCCAUCAGGAAGAUUGGACGACAAUACACAUUCGAAUGCGGUUAACAUGAUAGGCGAUGGAUGUUUUACUCACUGCAUAGUUGAUAUGGCAAAAAAAUUGUCGUCGCCAGUCUACAGUUAUUAUUAUGAUUAUCAAAAUGAGUUUUCGUAUAACAAACUUUUCGGCUCAUGCCAAAAAAGUCUAGGAGUCACUCACGCGGAUGAACUAAACAGUCUGUUCAAAAAUAAUAAUUUAAAUCCAAACGAUUUAAACGCGGACCAUCUCAAAGUUUCCAGACUAAUGGUCAAUAUUUGGUAUAGAUUUGUGACUUCUGAUACUCCUACUAUUGAUGGGACAGAUACCGGAACUGCUUGGCCAACAUUUACUUACGAUGAACGAUUUAGCGUUUUACACAUUGAUUCAGCCCAACCAAAAAUCAUACAAAAUCCAUUCGACGAGAAAUAUAAAUUCUGGAACCAACUGCCUUACAAUUUUCGUCUAAAUCAAACGAUGUCACGAAAAAUAGCAGACAUAAAAACUGAACUAUAA